CAUAGCUCAAAACCAGCAGGCACCUGCAGUCCCACCUGCACCUGUAGUUCCCCCUGCACCAGCAGCCCCUCCUGCACAAGAAUUACCUAACCAACUUUCUGCUGAGGCGAAACAUUUGAGGGACUUUCGGAAGUAUGACCCUCAGACGUUUGAUGGGUCACUGGAGGAUCCUACUAAAGCUGAAAUGUGGUUGUCCUCUGUGGAAACCAUAUUUAAUUACAUGAGAUGUCCUGAGGAGCACAGAGUUCAGUGUGCUGCUUUUCUACUGAGGGACAGAGGCAUUAUCUGGUGGAGGACUACAAUGCGCAUGCUAGGUGGAGAUGUGAGGCAGAUUACCUGGGAUCAGUUUAAGGACUGCUUCUAUACCAAGUUUUUCUCGGCUAACCUUAGAGACGCCAAAAGCCAGGAAUUCUUGGAGUUGAAGCAAGGAUAUAUGACAGUCGAGGAGUACGACCAGGAGUUUGAUAUGCUGUCACGUUUUGCCCCUGAGCUUGUUAGUAAUGAGCAGGCUAGAGCUGAUAGGUUCGUCAAGGGAUUGAGAGAUGAAAUUAGGGGUUUUGUGCGAGCACUAAAGCCCACUACCCAAGCUGAAGCACUGCGUCUGGCAGUGGAUAUGAGUAUUGGGAAGGAUGAAAGACAGCCAAGGAGCUUUAAUAAGGGAUCGUCGUCGGGUCAAAAGAGAAAAGUAGAGCAGAGAACUGUAGGAGUUCCUCAGAGGAACAUGAGACCAGGUGAUUCUUUUCGCAGUUUCCAGCAGAGUUCUGGCGGUGCAGGAGACACUACUCAAGAGAGGCCAGUAUGUAAUACGUGUGGGAAACGCCACCUGGGUCGUUGUUUGAUGGGAACGAGAGUCUGUUAUAAGUGCAAGCAAGAGGGACACAUGGCUGAUAGGUGUCCCUUGAGAUCUACUGGGGCUGGAUCGAGCAGUCAGGGAGAGAGACCUCCACAGCGGGGUACAAUCUUUGCCACUAAUAGAUCAGAGGCAGAGAAGGCCGGCACAGUAGUGACAGGCAAAGGAAAUAAAGGUGGCAAACCGGCGAGGGGCAGGAAGGAAGCGUGA
Messenger RNA from Cucumis sativus (cucumber), 1060 nucleotides. RefSeq lists its product as uncharacterized. The coding region runs from base 185 to 1060 and encodes 291 amino acids. Gene Ontology annotation, molecular function: zinc ion binding; nucleic acid binding. NCBI's taxonomy places the organism in Eukaryota, Viridiplantae, Streptophyta, Magnoliopsida, Cucurbitales, Cucurbitaceae. The record is from RefSeq and is a predicted model, not a curated record. The transcript has 2 exons.